UCUGAUCUGGCCUCAUUACUUCGCCAAACAGACUGUCAUCCCCGGCCCGAAGCCACAUUUCCUCUUUGGCACUAUGCGGGAAGACAGAGUAAAAGGCGUGGUGAGAAGUGACUUAGAAAAUCAGGCCAAAUACGGAACUGUGUUUUUGACGUGGCAAGGUAGGACACCAAUGAUUAACGUCGCGGACCCGGACAUAAUGAAAGAGAUCAUGCUUACAGACUUCUACAACUUCGCCAAUAAACCGAAUAACGUAGAGCUGGACAAAAUGAAAAGAAACGCUUUGCCGAUGUUGGAGGACGAUCACUGGAAGUAUAUAAGAAGCUUACUGUCACCGACAUUUAGCUCCGGUAAGCUGAGACAGAUGGCUCCAAUUUUACACGAAUGUAUUGGAAGGCUCAUGGUGAAGUUUGAACAAGCGGAAAAAACUGGACACGCCAUCGAUGUUUCUCAAAUUUACCCCAACUUAACGAUGGAGGUCAUCUUAGCAACAGCCUUUGGGGUGGCGGUCGACACACAUGCAAAUCCAGAUGAUCCGUUUGUGAAACAUGCCCUGGGGGUUAUCCAAGAAACCAAUAACAUCAAGCCGGGGGUUGCUUUAGCAGUGUUUUUCCCAUUCCUGAGGCCGGUUCUUCGCCAGUUCAAGGCUGGGGUCCUGGAGUUUGACCCAGACGGCCUCUUAUCCAGAUCUCUGAGUGCCAUCAUCGAUCAACGUAAACAAGAGCCACAGAAUACCAAAGUGGAUCUCCUGCAGCUAAUGAUAAAUGCUAAAGCCGAUGAUGUCGAAAAGCAAAAAGUGGAAGAUGGUCCAGAAGUGGACAAGGACUUUAUAGCAAAGAUGACCAAAAAGCGGCAGAGCCGAGGCCUGAGGGACAUAGAGAUAGUGGCACAGUCUUCCACCUUUCUCUUGGCCGGAUUUGAGACUACCAACACUUUGCUCACGUACUUGUCAUACCUGUUGGCUUAUUACCCGGAUGUUCAGGAGAGACUGGCGGAGGAAAUCAACGAACAACUGACUGGUGAACAGCCAACCUAUGACAACGUCCAAAAGCUGCAGUACCUGGACAUGUGUGUUAACGAGUGCCUUCGCCUGUACACGCCACUUAUGAGAAUGACACGCAAGACGAAAACGGAGAGACUUCUGAAAGGUUUCCUGUUCCCAAGAGACAGUGCCAUUACGCUUCUUUUAUAUGCUGUCCAUCACAACCCUGAGUUCUGGCCCGACCCGGACACCUUCGACCCGGAAAGAUUCUCCCCAGAGAACAAGCCGUCCAUCCGUCCGUUCACGUUCGUGCCGUUCUCUGGUGGACCUCGGAACUGUAUCGGUAUGAGAUUUGGACUGAUGGAGGCCAAGAUGGCGCUGACGUCGGUUUUACAGCUGUACCGCCUGGAGUUAGCCCCUGACAUGAAGGACAAAGUUCCAUUGCGUCCUAAAGGUGGCAAUAUGAUGCUUGGCACGGUACCAACUGUUUUAACUGUCCACAAGCGAUGAGGCAGUCACGUAAAGAAUCCCCGGGAGGAUCGGAAGCGUUUACGGAUGAAAAGGAAUCUGAUGACAGACAGGCACGUGCUAUACAGGCAGACACAGCUACUUUUAAAGUUCCUCGCUUAAAAAGAGGGAAAAUACAACAAUGACGGAACUGUAUCGUAAUAUUCAUAAUUAGAGAUCGACAUAUUUGCUCUACAUACUUGCGUGCAAAUCUGACACAGCUGAUGUAGGAGGUUCACGAAGGGACUGGUUGUCGCUUUCUUUGAUAAAUGCUUCACUCACGUGCAGCACGCGUAUUGUACAGUGAAGCUAGUCAAUUAGUAACGUACGGCGUCUUUAUGAAGGUGUCAGUUUUAUUUAUUCAGUCUGUCGUGAAUUCAUACAAUCCUAAAAAAUCAGUCUAGUUGUCUUUCAUAUAGAAACUGGAGUACCCCUGGAUGACAAGGUUAACUGUUAACUGUUUUCAGUGGCAUUUAGAUGUCAUGUGUAUUCUGACAUUUGCAACUCCAGUUGUUAUAUUUAAACCCAUUACUCCAGAGGUGUCAGUCACUUUAUAAUGAUGUUAGUAACUAUAUCGAAACCUUGUGUUAAUAAACCCAAGAAUUUGUAUAUCCAUAAGGAACAUUGUAUUAAGGUUAAAUGGUGGUAUGUCCAAUAAAAUUGAACUACCCGAAUUUA
This is a messenger RNA of Liolophura sinensis, 2164 nucleotides long. Its product is annotated as cytochrome P450 3A8-like. The coding region runs from base 74 to 1489 and encodes 471 amino acids. The record is from RefSeq and is a predicted model, not a curated record. Gene Ontology annotation, molecular function: iron ion binding; steroid hydroxylase activity; heme binding. The transcript is spliced from 12 exons. NCBI's taxonomy places the organism in Eukaryota, Metazoa, Mollusca, Polyplacophora, Chitonida, Chitonidae.